Molecule: messenger RNA, 1533 nt
Organism: Lactuca virosa
Lineage: Eukaryota; Viridiplantae; Streptophyta; Magnoliopsida; Asterales; Asteraceae
Source: the annotation of a GenBank genome assembly
AAACUCGAGGCUUUUCAGCAGUGAUGAAAGGCCAGCACUCAUCUUCUUCCCUCAUCAUCAUCUUAGUGUUGGCCUUCAUCACCACCUUUCUCCGGCCAGCCACCUCCGCUACACCCACUGCUGCCGCCCGUCAACACCGCUACCAAAGAUACAACGACAAGAUUCUCAAGUUGCCCGGACAACCACCUGGUGUCAACUUUAACCAGUAUUCCGGCUACAUUACCGUUGAUAAGAAACAGGGACGAGCUCUUUUCUACUGGUUGAUCGAAGUUCCGUCCAGUAAUGGCCCUGCAUCGUCAAAACCUCUUGUACUCUGGUUGAAUGGUGGGCCAGGGUGCUCCUCCAUAGCUUAUGGGGCGUUUGAGGAAGUGGGACCCUUUCGUGUGGGCCCCGAUGGUAAAACUCUCUCCAUAAGUCCAUAUGCUUGGAACAAAGAGGCCAAUUUGCUUUUCAUUGAUUCACCUGCUGGAGUUGGUUUUUCAUAUACGAAUACUUCCUUUGAUCAAAUCACCGGUGAUGAGAGAACAGCGAAAGAUGCCCAUGCAUUUCUUGUUAAUUGGUUUCUGAGAUUUCCUCAAUAUAAGCAUAGGCCAUUUUACAUCGCCGGGGAAAGUUAUGCAGGUCACUACGUUCCCCAACUAUCUCAAAUUAUCGUCAGAUUGAAUAAAGGCGUCAAGAAUCCAGAAAUCAACUUCAAAGGUUUCUUGCUGGGAAACCCAUUGCUUGAUGAUUACUAUGACAACAUCGGUACAUUUGAGUUCUGGUGGAACCACGGGUUAAUAUCAGAUACGACGUAUCAAAUAUUAAACGAAUCGUGUCCAUACGACUCUUUCUUGUUCCCAAGUGGAGAUUGCUACAAAUAUUUGCUACGAGCUUACUCUGAAUUCGGUGACAUUAACUUUUAUGGCAUUUAUGACGAUCCUUGUGAUGAUUUGGGCACCAAGCUACCUCUGCCAUGGAUGUUUAGAGGGAACAAUAAUUGCCUCAUAAAGUACACAAAAGUGUACAUGAAUCGCCCCGAUGUGCAAAAGGCUCUUCAUGCUAAUGUUACACGAUUGCCCUAUUCUUGGAUCACGUGCAGUGACAUCGUUAGAGGAAGUUGGACGGAUUCGCCCACGACAAUGCUUCCAAUUUUCAAGGAACUCAUCAAGGCCGGUAUUCGGAUAUGGGUAUUUAGCGGUGACACAGAUGCUGUUCUGCCAUUGACGGGUACCCGUUACUCCAUCAAAGCUUUGAAACUGGAAACCCUAAUUGAGUGGCAUGCCUGGUAUGACAAGGAAAAGGUUGGCGGAUGGAGCCAAGUAUACAAGGGGAUGACAUAUUUGACAGUGAAGGGGGCAGGUCAUGAAGUUCCCAUGGAUCGCCCAAGGCUUGCUCUUACACUGUUUGCUCAUUUCUUGAAGAACAUUACGUUACCAUCUUCUGCUCAUUAAUUCUCUUAACUUUUUUCCAAAAAUAGUGUUUUCAAUAUUUCUCAUUUGGAUAUUGUAUUAUUAAUUUGUUACAUUUACUUGUUACAUGUUUUCAUACAAA